Molecule: messenger RNA, 6916 nt
Organism: Ornithodoros turicata
Lineage: Eukaryota; Metazoa; Arthropoda; Arachnida; Ixodida; Argasidae
Product: anoctamin-8-like
Exons: 16
Coding region: 760-3171 (803 amino acids)
Source: RefSeq, a predicted model, not a curated record
GGUGGGUGUGUAUGCCGUUUUCGUCGGCGGCGGCGUUGAGGAGAGAGAGCGAGGGAUGAGGCGGGAAGAAGCAGUACCGUACAACUUCAAGCGCGAUUUACGUUGCUAGGAGGGAAGACACGUGUGUACUUCGACGCGCUCAAUGUAAUCGCGUUUAUGUUUAUUCGCUCAUUCGCUCGCUCGGGGGCGAACGGCUCGGAGCGCCGACUUUUGACCUACGGGCCUACAGCCUGUUGUCAACAGAGAGAGGGCGCAGACAAGCUGGUUCAUGAUGACAAGGAAUGACUGAGGAAAUUGUUGUCUGUUGUUCAUUUCCCUGCCUCGGGUUGCAUCCUUGUCAGCCUGUUGUGUUGUUGCUAAACUGAGGGAGUUCCAAGCUCAAGGAUGAAGAAACUUCGUGAUCCCCAUAACGCGCAUCACUUCGCCCGUGAUUCGCCACGAGCUCUUGCGCAAGCCUACGAAAACGUCUUUUGGAGUUGGCCAACUUCAAAUAUUCAAAUGUGACGGCUUUUUGGGCGGUGCCACGACGACCCUGACGUCAAACUAGGCUCCACCUACAAGGCGACAAAAGAUCAAAGAAUGUCCAAACUCUCUCUAUGAGCGGCUCUGCGCCGUCUGCGUCAAAGCGAAAGAAGCUGAAAGCACUGAAAGUGAACAUGUUCGAAUACUAUGAGCAGCGAUAUGAGCUAUGAGCAAGGUGAAUCGUAUUGCAGCCAAUAUGUGAUCAAGUCAUUUCACUGACCUCACUGCACAUUUGGAAUGGAGCCGAAGCUUCGGAAGCGGCGUAAAGCGACUCGAUUUUCACUUUCGGCAGCUGGGCAUCUGAUAGGUCGCCGCUGGCAGGUAUCGAAGCAGUUCCUUGCUGCAGCACAGUAUUGGCAUCGCAUGGUACCCAGCCAAGACUGUGACGUAGUGCUCACGUUUCCUGCUCAUGUACAAGAUGACACGGUUGACUGGUUUUCCAAGCAGUUCCAGCAGAGGGUGCCACAGCUGGUGGUGGACAUCCGAUUCCAUUCCCAUUCUGGAUCUCAUGCAUUCUACUUCACUGCAAAUUAUGAUAGUCUCUUGCACGGAGCGGAAGAAUUGAAGCUACGCAAGCUGCUGAAAGAGGAAUUUGGUGGAGGUUAUCGGGAAUUUCUAUAUGAAGAGCAAGCAUGUUUCCAAGGUGUAGAUGACUCUGGAUCAUUCUUCAGCAGUCAAGAAAGACAGAGCAUAAUUGUUUACCUUCUCAACAGUCUUCGAGCCACUCGUGGGGAAGCCCUUCACAACACACGUUUUGUUGAAGGCCAAUCCAUAGUUCAACGAUGCCUCUCUGAAGGCAUCGUGGAGCAAAUUCUGCCUUUACAUGAUAAGCACAAUUUGGAUAAACUAAGGAAAAGCUGGGUGCAAGCAUUUUUUCAAUGUCAGCCGUUAGAUAGCAUAUGCGACUACUUUGGUGUGAAGAUUGCCAUUUAUUUUGCCUGGCUAGGCCACUACACGAGUGCACUAACCUUUCCAGCGCUCGUGGGAUUCCUGCUCUGGGCAUUCUGCUAUGAACAGCAAGCAGACGUGUGCUUUGUGCUGUUUGCACUGAUGAAUGCGCUCUGGGCAACCCUCUACUUGGAAUCGUGGAAGCGAUAUUGUGCUGAGCUUGCCUACCAUUGGGGUACCAUUGACUCCCAGAGCCAACUGUUGACUGAGCCCCGGCCACUUUUUACUGUAAGUGCAUCUUGCAAUGUGCAAGUGCAGUAUCAUAUGAGUACUAUGAUAUUUCAGGGCCCAUUAGGGCCCAGUCCAGUGACAGGGCGUCUGGAACCUGCAUACCCGUCUUGGAAGCGCCAUUUGUUCCGAUACUUGAUCACCGUGCCUGUCAUUGUGUUUUGUCUCUCGCUCGUCUUCAUGGUCAUGUUUCUCAUAUUUCAACUUCAGACAUGGUGGGACAACUGUAUAUCGAGGCUUCAGUAUCCAUUUUGGUUGUCCUACGGCCCAAAAGUUCUCCUGGCUCUCACCAUCAGCGUGCUGGAUGGAUUUUAUCAACGUAUCGCAAUUUGGCUUAACGAUCAAGAAAACUAUAGGCUGGAUGAGGACUACGAAAAUCAGCUCAUAAUCAAAAUAGCAGUGUUUCAGUUUGUCAAUUCCUUUCUGUCACUGUUCUACAUUGCCUUCUACCUGCAAGAUAUGGACAAACUUAAAGAGCAAUUGGCAGCACUGCUCAUCACUCGCCAAGUAAUCGGCAACAUCAAAGAAAGUCUUGUGCCUUUCCUGACGGAACACUUCAACUUGGUACGAAUUUGCGCCGCCACACCUGUUAAGAGGUCGUCCAAGAGGUUCAGAGAGGAGGAUAGUUCAAAUGGAGAUGGGCACUUGACACAGGGCCAAGUGGAAUGUGCCAUGUACAAGUAUGAAGGCACAUUUGAAGAUUACCUUGAAAUGUUUAUUCAGUUUGGAUACGUGGUCCUUUUUUCACCCGCAUUCCCAGUGGCUGCGCUAUGUGCGCUACUCAACAACAUCAUUGAAGUACGCAGUGACGCCUUCAAGUUGUGCAUGAUAUUUCAAAGGCCAUUCGGACAACGUGCUGAGAACAUUGGCACAUGGCAGGAUGCUAUGGAGGUGAUGGGAGUUAUAGCUGUGAUAGUCAACUGCGCGUUGAUUGGCACCUCUGGCCAGAUGCAGCGACUGUUUCCAUCUCUCACUUGGGGCAGCACUGUCCUGCUCAUUGUCAUCAUUGAGCAUGUAAUCCUGUUUCUCAAGUUUGCCAUAGCCUAUGCUAUACCGGACAUUCCUCAAUGGGUUGCCACAGAAAUGGCUAAGAUAGAGUACCACCGUAGAGAAGCGGCUAAAAGCCUCCAAAGUGUCAGGCAUCAUGAUAAGCGCACUUCUACCGUGGGUUUGAGCACCACAGACCUCGGGACGGUCAAGCAGGUGGCAGCAAGUCAGACCUCGCCCAUCCACAUAAUUCAAGAACAGGAAGGCAGUAUUAAGCAACCAACAGCACGGGAAGAUGAAGCAACUCCAUCAUCAGUAGUAGCAAAGCACAGGUCAAGGGCAUCAUCUUUGACAAGUUGGGCAUCUGGGUUCAAGUCACUUCGGUUCCGAAGAAUAGCGGACCGGGCUCGCUCUGCCGAAGGAGGAAGGCAACUCAUGACGGAUGGAAUUACAAAAUCAAAGCAAAACAGCCUUGCCGAAGCAUAAGCUCACUUUGUUUACAUUGCCAAAAGAAUUUUACUGCAGGAUGGUGUCCUGUAGGUUGGGUCUGUGCAGGAGUCAACUCACCUACUGCUCAUGUGAUCUGCAGCAAGUGAUGACCAUUCUGUGAGGUACACGAUGGAUGCGUUUUUCUCAAACACUGCCUGGACAAACACGAAGAAGACAACAAAUAUGCUAAGUGUGUUGUCUUUAAAUAGUGUUAAUCAAGUUCACUCACCCCCAUUCGGUGAAAGAAAAAAAAAAAUGUACAGAUCAGCAGUUUCUCUGCAGCAAGCUCAAAUGAAGAGACAACCACUUUAUUUUAAUGAUGAUGAUGACUGGGCUUCAUUGCUCGCGUUAAGUGACAAGACUGAAACAACAGUGUGUUUGUGUUUGUGCAGGAUCCACAGUGGCUGUCUGCCAAUAUUUUGCCAGCUUGUGGCCAGCUUGCCUUUUGUGUGGCCUUUUGUCAGUUUGCCAGCAUUGAACAUAUUUUUGAAUUGUCCAUGGGCCUCGUUUUUGUGCCACACUGUGUUUAUGUUUAUGGGAUGCAAAAUAAGCAAGCACACAACCUGUAUACAAAUUAUUGAGAGAAUCAUUUUAAGGAACAUUGAUGAGACAGGUGAGAAAAUAUGUUUGUGAUAAGUAGGGCCCGGGACUUUAUGCGCAAAAAUCUUGAAAAAUAUGCGCUCAAUAUGUGUCGUGAAAUGCAUAAAUAUGCAGAAAUAUGCCAGGGAUGUUGCUCCGGAAGCCUUGGCGCGGCUUGGAACAGUAAAACUAUGUAACUUGCCUUUCAAAAAAUCUUAAAAUUCCUUUUGGACGGUCAAAUGCACAUUCAUUGGACAUUGCAGCAUGCCAGCAUACCCAUACUCAGGUAUUCAAGAUGUAGCCCAUCUAUGUGCAGUUUCACCCCCAGGUUUUCAAAAGUGUGUGUGCAUACAUACACACAUGCAUAUGCAUUUCUGCAUGGGAUGAUUAAGAACUUCCUGUUUUGCCAGUUAAGAAAGCCAUGUAUUCGUUGUGCUGUUCAUUGCUGCUGCUUAUCUUGGUUGAGCACAACUUCCAGCAUCUUUCUAUGAGAGUAGGACCAGAUUAGAAAUUAACACGACUUUCUGGUAAGCCAUUUUUUGCACCAAUGUCUGCAAAGAUGCUUCACUGACUGCUUGUUGUACGUUCCGUUCAAAUCAGUUCUCGGUGCUAGUGCAGCAUGUAGCAGCCUAAAGGUAGAGUAGCCGGAACACAAGUUUUGAACCCAUGGCCUUCUUUCUAAAAAAUCAUUCAAAUUGGGGGAAUAUAUUUAUUAAAACAGAAAGAGAGAAAAAGACUGAAAUAUGACACAAUAUAUGCAACCAAAUGGCAUAGAAAUAUGACAUAACACACAACCGUCAUAUCAUAGGACAAUCGGGAAGAAAUACACAAUUAUAUGAUACGUGAAACGCUGUAGAGUUGAGCUGUCGUGAUUGAUUUCAUUGGAUUCAUUAGAGCGCGUUAUAAAAAUAUGCAUUUUGCAUCAACUUCCGGGCCCUAGUGAUAAGUGUCACAAAUGACACGGCAUAACUAGGGUUUUUCGUUUUUGGGCGAAACUCGAUUUUUCACGAUCUAGUUCCCCAACCCACCAAACAAGUUUUCAAGAAUUGGGGUAAAACCCAAUAUCUGCCCGAAAUCCUUGCAACUUGUCGUUCUAGGUAAACUGUCAGAAAGAUGAAUCAUAAUAUCAGCAAAGAGCGCUAUUUGUCCUCCUUUUAUAAUCCCCCUCCUGCAACUUUGGCAAGUCCCCAGUUCCAUGCAGAAAUAUAAAGAUUCUUGUUUCUCGUUCCAGUGUCACAGCAGUGGCUUGUUUCCUAUGCCUUUUGUUUCACUCGAAAAUUCCCCGACGACAUAUCAGACAGAGGUCAUACCACCCUAUCUUUCCCUCCCUAAUUUGGAAAAGCGUAAAACCCGAAAACUAAGAACCCUAGGCGUAAAUAGCCCCAGUUAAAUGCGCAAACUUCCGGGUAAAAAUAAGUACUUUUUAAUCCAUAAUUUAAGGCAAAAUCAGGCAUACAUAGUGUACAUGUAUGGAAAGAUUCAUGCAUGCACAUUUAGCUGCUGCCUUUCCUGUUAGGUAAAAAUAUUAUGUCACAGUGAUGCAAGAAUGUGUUGCAUGAGUGCUCCAUAUCUUGGCAAUUAACGAGUUUUCAGUUAUUGCAGCACAAGACGACUACUUGUACCGACACCCUACAGUGGAAACAUUCUUGUGGAGGCAGUAUCUUAUUGAUGACAGGUUGUAAAGAUUGCACUUUUGUGGUAAAUAUGUAUCUGUGUAUUAGUAUGUGCCUAAAAAGUGGCUUACAAAGCUAAUCUCGAUAUGACCGAAAAUAGAAAUUGACCUUUGAAGGCAGUCUCAUCUGCUAAGAAUAGAUUGCACUUUCCUUCAGACACAUAUUUCACCAGGUUCGAAUGCUUUUUGCACUCCAAAUGCUCUCAAACUGAUCUUCCAAUCUACUCAAGGCAGGAAUGGUAAUACAGCAGAGAACAUGGAGAUGUAAGAUUGGAUACAUCAAAUGGGAUAAAGUGAGCGUUGACACAGUUGGACCACAUCUGUAGACGUCAAAUGGCAUGAUCGUGGUGUUUGUCACAGUAAUGUUUGGAAUAAUCGCACGAGUUGUGUGUCAUGGCAGAGACAAAAUGAAUUGAUUCCAACCUCUGUUCCAUUACAUGCAGAAAGGACAGUAUGAUGGCACUGUCACCCUGGAGACAUACAUGACUUGGGGAUGUAGAGGCUUCAGGGAAGUCUUUGGGACAGGGUGAUAGGUUUCCAAAGAAGUGUUGAUAUGCCCAUGUAUGAGCUACUACUAUCUGGAGGCAACCUACUGAUUGCCAAAGACUUGCAUGGAACGGAUGGCUAUUAUCACUGGUAGCUUCUUCCCUUCUGUCGUUCCUCGAUCGCAGACACAAUCUUGCUCCUGUUUACGUGCUUCACUCGUUAUGAAGAGGCGACAUUUUGGGCAAAACGAUGUCUGCUGCCCAUAGGAAUAGGCCUGUAAUGUAUAGCUGACAGCACAGACGGUGAAUCCACACAUACCUGGUCAAGCAGUUAUUGCAGGCAUUGAAAAGCAUGAGAUGAGAGCUGAUGGCUUGCAUAAUGAGUAGUUUGACCAUGACCUUGAGAAUUAGUGUGUGUCAAAUGUGCGUCUAGUACAGAAGAUUGAUGCCACCAAGAAGUACCACAAUGACUGAUUGAUUGAUUGAUUACGUGUGCUACACAGAUUAGCUGUACAAGGUCUUCAGUACUCUGACACAUUUUUCGGGCAGGACAGGAUUUGAACCCUUCAGUUCCCAACGGUUGCAGAGGAGCUUGCGGAAAUUGGUUUCUGUAAUUCCUGCAUCAGCCAAGUGUGGCAGGAUCUCCUUUUCAUCCAACAUAUAGUUUGGCAGGCGUUCCUGUCAAAGCAAUGACGCCAUCUGUGAAUAUGUUUAUGGAGAGAGAAUUCAGUUGAACCUAAGGUGCUGUCACUCGAUGAAUGAAAUUUUAGAUUCUGUGACCAGAACGUAUUGUCUUUAGUGUGACACCAUAUACUUGCAGAUACUUGCCCCAAACACACUUAUUUUUCAUCUUUAUAGUCAGUGCUGCAAAGAGCAAAGUGUUCCACAAAGUGUCUUGACAGCUUCGUAGGCCAUGUCAAGGAGAGCUUCCAUAUCAAAAGAGCCACAUUUUUUACCAGGAGAUGAACCCAAUGUAUAAUUGGCAUAAAACAAAUUUUCCCACCUG